AUGCCGCGUUCCCGAUCGCUAGCCCCAGGUGUGUUCCUCGGGGCCUGCGCUUUGCUGGUGCUCCUACCAGCAAGCUACACAUUCAGCAUCAGCGGCGUUCGUGCGCCAGGGCGUGAGGCCCUCUUCACAGCGCAUGCUUUAGAAGCACAUGCUGUCCAGCGCACCACAGGCUCAGGGCUGCCAGGGCUGCCAGGCGCAACUUGCGGCAUCCUUGCGUGUGCCUUCAUCUCUGCUGCCAUUGGUUGCCGUGCGGCACGUCCAGCGCAGAAGAGCUACAUCGUGAGGCGAGCUGAGGAGGAUGGCGAGGCACCAUCGAUUCUGGGCGGCGUAUUGGGGGCCGUGAAGCAGGAUCAGGAGGAGGAAGAUGAGCAGGCGGCAGCCGGCCAAAUGGGAAGCCAAGGUACACCGGGUUCGCAGGCUGACACGGUGGCACAGUACCUUGACAAGGAUAUUGAUGAGACAGACCUUAAGCAGUACAUUGAGGAGUUCGAGGCUUCGCAGGAUGAGUCACUUGAACGAUUGACACGAUACGAUCUCUACCCCUCGAAGCAGUACAUUCUCUACUUGGCUAAGAUGAAUGCCAGGAAGACUUGGACAAGAGAUGGACCCGACGGGAAGAACAUCGGCUGCCUUGAAGUUCAGAUUGCUGUUUUGACGGAGCGGAUCCGCAACAUAGUGCUCCAUGCCAGGGAGUUCAAGCCAGACAAUGCUUGUCGUGUCAAGCUUGUGAUGUUGGUGUCCCGCCGCCGCCGUUACCUCGACAAGCUAGCAAGGAAGAACUUGGAUGCUUACAUGAAGAUCCGCGAGGAGCUGAAGAUCCGUCACGUCUAUCGCUUGGAUGCCUUGAUCGGCCGCUUGGGUGCUUACGUGUACCCCCAGCGAAACCGCCCCCAAGCUCCAGGUCGCAAGACCUUGAACAGGCUCAAGAAGACUAAGCGAUUGAUGAGCAACCGCCUUGCCAAUUACUUGCGCCAGGGCAGGGAUAAAAUGGACAUCUUCCGAGCACGGCAGAAGAUGAAUUCCCGUCGUUGGUUGGCGCGGUCCUGGGACGAAGCAGCCUUACUGGUCGCCGACAAGCCCCUCACCAAAUUUGUCGACCCGCUGAACUUGCCCUGUGUUGCUUACGAGAUAGACAAUGCCCGGAAGUGGCCGAACUACCAAGAAUCUCUUUGCAUUGUUGAUUCCGCCGAGCUGACAAACCAGCUGCCAGACUUCUCGCGCUUGCCUGAUCGCGUCAAGAAGUCGCUGCCCCCGUACAAUGGGAAGGCGGUCAGCGAGAGGUCACCAGUGCUAAGACUCCUGUGCAUCCACGGUGCCGCAGACAGCUACAGCGUGGACUGGUGCAACUUGGAGGAGGAGGCUCCACCAGAGAUUGAGGUAGCGACGCACGAGUUCCCGGGGCAUGGACACCGCGACAUCGAGCCUUUCUGCUCGAAAUUGGAUGAGCUGUGCGAUGAUUGCUUUGAUGCCUUCCGAGAAGCGAUGGACACAGGAGCUUUUGCUCUACUGGGGCACUCUAUAGGCGCUCUGAUGGCAAUCAAGAUUGCGAAGCGAGCUCGAGCGGAACUAGGUGUUGAGCCUGUGGCAGUAAUCAUGCUGGAGAGGGGCGCAGCGCAGCAUCCUCUCUUCACAGAAGUUGGAGCAGAGAGACUGCGGAGCGAUCCCGUUAGCUUCUUCGAGUAUUGGAAUCCUACCGUCAUUAAGUUCUUCAAGAGCGCUGGCGACAUUGGAAAACGCACGCUGGACAUGUGGGCAAAGGACCAGAUCAUGGACCAGGAUGCUAUCGAGGUUGGAUAUCACACCUUCAAAUGCCCCCUGACUGCGAUAGCAGCAGAUGGCUCAUGGGAUACGUGGGUCAAGUUGGACGACCUUGACGAAGUGCAGCGCGACCUGACGAGCAAGAGAAUGGAAGUAGGUGCUUAUCACGUUCAGAAAGAGGGUAAAGCCUUUGCUGGGCAUUUUCCAGAAUGGACGUACGAUGGUUGGAAGGAGUGGACUGAGCAUCCAAAGGGGUGCCGCAUCGUGAAGUGCAAAGACUGCGAGCCUCAGCGUUGCACAUAUGAUGCUAUACUUCAGAUUUGA
Messenger RNA from Symbiodinium pilosum, 2082 nucleotides. NCBI's taxonomy places the organism in Eukaryota, Dinophyceae, Suessiales, Symbiodiniaceae. The record is from the annotation of a GenBank genome assembly.